Molecule: messenger RNA, 3432 nt
Organism: Pogona vitticeps (central bearded dragon)
Lineage: Eukaryota; Metazoa; Chordata; Lepidosauria; Squamata; Agamidae
Source: RefSeq, a predicted model, not a curated record
ACGAGGUGGACCUCUCGCACCUGCCCGCCGAGGAGCGAUGGAGGAUCGAGCACGCUCGGAUGCACGCCAAGCACCGUGGCCACGAGGCCAUGCAUGCAGAAAUGGUCCUGAUCCUGAUCGCCACGCUGGUGGUGGCCCAGCUCCUCCUGGUGCAGUGGAAGCAAAGGCACCCACGCUCCUACAACAUGGUGACGCUUUUCCAGAUGUGGGUCGUCCCCCUUUACUUCACAGUCAAGCUGCACUGGUGGCGGUUCCUCGUGAUCUGGAUCUUCUUUUCAGCCGUCACCGCUUUCGUCACCUUCAGAGCAACACGGAAACCUCUCGUCCAGACGACGCCCAGGUUGGUUUACAAAUGGUUCCUGUUGAUAUACAAGAUCAGCUACGCCACCGGGAUUGUUGGGUACAUGGCCGUCAUGUUUACCCUCUUUGGUCUUAAUUUAUUAUUCAGAAUCAAGCCGGAAGAUGGGAUGGACUUCGGGAUUUCUCUCCUGUUCUACGGCCUCUAUUACGGCGUGUUGGAGCGCGACUUCGCAGAAAUGUGUGCCGAUUACAUGGCCUCCACCAUCGGGUUCUACAGCGCCUCGGGGAUGCCAACGAAGCACCUCUCGGACAGCGUCUGCGCCGUCUGCGGCCAGCAGAUCUUUGUGGACGUGAACGAAGAGGGGAUCAUCGAAAACACCUACCGUCUCUCCUGCAAUCAUGUCUUCCAUGAGUUCUGCAUCCGGGGCUGGUGCAUCGUCGGGAAGAAACAGACCUGUCCGUACUGCAAGGAGAAGGUGGACCUCAAGCGGAUGUUCAGCAACCCCUGGGAACGGCCGCACGUCAUGUACGGGCAGCUCCUCGACUGGCUGCGCUACUUGGUAGCCUGGCAGCCGGUGAUCAUAGGACUGGUACAGGGCAUCAACUACAUCCUGGGACUGGAGUAGCCUUCCUCUUCUUCUUCCUCUUCCUCCCCCUCUCCCUCCCAUCCCUAUUCCGGAUCCCUCUCCCCUCCACCAGCACCCCUCUGGGGGGUUCCGCCCGCCGAGCUGCGCGACAGAGGAGGAGGAGGAGGACGACGACAAAGACGACAACAGCAGCAGCAGCAGCGUUGAGACCCCAAGGAGGGGUGUUUUUAAUGGCUUUACACCUCUCACGAUUGUGGCCUCCUCCUGCCACAAAUCGUGGCUCCAUCAGCUCCAACGGAAAGGACCGUGCGCAAGACGGAGCCUGUCGAGGCCGGCUUGGACUGCCUGCAGGUUGGGAGGGAGGAGAGUCUCUUUUAAAAAAAAACAAAAAACAAGAGAGAGAGAAAGAGAGAGAAAUAAUUAUUUUAAUGAGCAUAUUCAAAAUAGUUUUAUUGCUGGGGUAAAAAAGGAAACGGCUUUCCCCGGCCCUCCUUCCUCCUCCACUGCCAUGUGAUGCCAUGUCCCGCCUGCUGUGCUCCCUCAAAGGACUAAGCCCAGGGCGGCGAUGGCAUCGUUCCCCCCCCCUCCUCCUCCGCUGCUGCCUGCUCCUCUUGUAGGCAAGCAGAAUCCCACGCCCGCUAGCCCCUGGAGCCUUCUCAAGAAGCAAGAGCGGGCCAGAGGCCCCAUUGGCUCGCGGGAGCCAGAGUUUCGGGGUCCAGGAUCCGUCCCUCUCUCUCUCACACACACACAGCAUCCUCCCCUAGAGGCAGAAGAACCCUGGAGGCUCGCCGGGAAGGGUCACCUCUGGGUGGGGAGUAGCCCUCCGUGAGCUCUUUUUUGGGGGGGAGGGGGAGAGAUUGAGAGAAAGAGAGGGAUCCCCUUCUUAAGUUGUUGCAGAGAGAAAGCACCUGUUGGGAGCACCUUGCGUGUAUCCUGCCCCCAUGGGGCACCAGGUCCACCCGUGGUCUGGGCUGGAUUUCACAUCUGGCCUUGUUCAGACAGAUGUGUCUCUCUCUGUGUGUCCAUAUUUUUGCACUAUUUUGUAACAUCCUCUGGACGAAUUCUAGCAGUGUCUCUGUGCACGCCACACCGCCGCUCCGUACUUUUCUACAAGAGUGUGCGUUUUGCUGGUCCUUGCGGAGCGAGUCAAGCAUCGGCACCCCUUGUGCAACUGUGGCUGGACUGUUACGUGGCUUUCCGGCCGUUCUCUUUUCCCCCUUCCCGGAAGUGGGUCCAUUCGGUGUGUUGGAUCCUCAGGCCAGAUGCAGGAAGGGUUUGGGGAGAGGCCAGAUUCGGCCCAUGCCCUCUGAGGCCUUCCAGAGCGCCUGCCGCGUGGGCGGCUGAGAGUCUCAACCAAAGCAAACCGGCACCAGCCGAUGCCUGCCCUCCUGCUCCUGCCAUGGUAGAUGGGUAUCCCUGGAUGCCCUCGCUUUACCUGGGUGUGGUGGUCAGGCGGAAUGGAAAAACACGCCAGCCAGUUGGAGAACCAAAUGUCCUGAGGUGCAGCUGGCACUUUCUGGGCAGAGAAGGUGGGAGAGCUCUUCAGCAGUGAGUAAUGAAUGGUCUCGGGUUUGGGGCCCAGUCAACGCCCCCGGCCUGUCCGGGGAAUCCCCCUCGGUCGCUCCUCCCUCCCUGGUGGCCUUCAGAGUCGGACCUCGGGCUUCCUGGCACAAGACGGUGAGUGGCCGGGAAUUCCUGACGCUGUGCCAGGACCCCCCCUUUGAAAGGAAAACAGAGAUGGCGUCCCACUGUCCUUUUCAGGUCCCUUCGGGGGUUAUCCGAGUAGCCCAGGGACGCCGGCAGAACGUGGGGCCAGCUGGAGCCCUUUUUAAAGAAGCCAUUGCAGACCACGAGACCCUGGGCUCCGGCCACCAGCCGUUCUCGCUUGGCCCCUCCCCAGUGGCGGGAGGCGUUUCCCUGCGCCAUCGUCUCUGGCGGUGCCCUUCCCGCUGCCUCUGUCCUGUGAGAAGGGCCCCUCUUGGCACGGCUCUCCGAACCCAGCCACCUCCUGUCCACGAGAAACUCUUCGCGCCAGGCAGCCUUGAGGAGCGGUUGCCUUGCCCUCCUGUCCUUCACGCUGACCCGUCUUGCGGGAGUGCUUCAGAGUUGGGGUGCUGUUUCCAGGGUGGCCUUUGUUCCACGGGGCCUCUUCACCAGUGCCCACUCGGGCAUGGAGCUGGUCAUUCCGGCCGGCCAGACCGCGUGGUCAGAGGGUGUGCAGGGGUGAAGAAGAGCAUUGGCGGGUUUUGAAAUCCAUCAAGCAACUCGGCUCAUUCGGGACCGGAGAAAGCCAUGUGAUGAAGGGGCGGCUGGCAGGGCCGUUUGCUUCCACUGGGGUGGGGAGACCUUACGACUGCUGUUUAGCCCCCCCCAGAACGUGGCUUGCUGUACUCGCAGAAACAGUUUUGACUUCUCACGGCAACCUUGUCAAAAGCCCCAGAACUGAUGCCAGCAGCCGAGGAUGAUGGGAAGAUGCUUUGAAAGUCUCGGUUUGGGCCGUACGUUUUUGUUUUCUGAAAACAUGUAAUAAAUUCUGCUCUAUGGC